Mesocestoides corti is the source of this 3258-nucleotide messenger RNA. NCBI's taxonomy places the organism in Eukaryota, Metazoa, Platyhelminthes, Cestoda, Cyclophyllidea, Mesocestoididae. The record is from the annotation of a GenBank genome assembly.
UUGUUUAUCUUCGCGGGAACACGGAUUUCGGAGACAGCGGUCAGUUACCUUACGACUGAUCAAAUUCUUGCAGUUGAUGACAUAUUAACUUGCGAAUCGGAUCCAAGCAAAUCAACUGUUUUACAAAUUACUGGAAGGGAUCUGUCCUCUCGACACGCGAAUUUUAACUUCGCCAGAGUAACUUUGGCUCAUUCAGUCAGUGCUCAAUCCGCUGAGACGGUGUCUCUACGUAGCCCUAUAUCAUCGAGGUCCCGCAGACCGGUAUCGGUGGUCGUUGGAGAUGAAAGUUCCUUAAAAAGUGUCAAUCGAAAACGCGCUCAUGUUCGCUCCCUCUCACUGGAGUUUGAUGACGCAACUAAGGCCACGCAGUUCUGCACUGAGUUGACUCUCCAAGUGUCCCUCCACUCGUCGUCUUCCCCAUCCACCGCAUAUUCAGAGAAUUGGUUGGACAAGUACCGAAUGGACAUUACUCGAAAGUACGCUCAAGUUGCCCUAGAUUCUAGUCUACCUGUUCAUGGAAUCCAGAGUUCAAAUGAUAUCGCAAACAAAGCCGGCGACAGUGUCUCAGUCUCGCCGGACUCUUUCACUCCUUCCACCUCCUCCGAAAGCCUGUACGACGACGAAAAUGCGGGCCAUUUACCUCAAAAACUGCAGCAACAACACCAGAGGGCUGUGUCGGUGCCAUCCUUGGAUCGUAUUGCUGAGAGAGACGGUGGAGGGGAGACGGUGGACCAGGGUCAGGAGGCGUUGGCAGAGGAGGUUGUUCACUGGGAGACGGGCGACUGUUCGCUAGACGAGACCUCGACUGCUCUCAUGACUGCAGCUGCGAAAUUCGCUCUCGGUGCAAGGGCGGCGCCACGAAUGUCCGAAAGCCUCUCUGAUCUUACUAAAUGUGCAAUUACAGGACUCCCUGUGGGCAAGGAGAUUUAUCAAAAAGACAGGCGGUGCACGACUGUCAACUUCAUGCCAGAUCCUGCCUAUCGAUCGCGAUUGAACGCGGACUUAAUUGUGCGCAAUAAGCUAGAAGAGGAUGAGGCCUCGUACUGCUCCUGGAAGACGCUUUCCCUGUUUGUCGGCACGUGGAAUGUCAAUGGGCGCCAGGAUCCCUUUUUGAACUUGGAUUCGUGGAUUCACCCACCCCCCGGCCAAGCACCUGCUGAUAUUUACGUAUUUGGGUUCCAGGAACUCGACCUGAAUUUGGCCGGCAUGGCGCUGAACAAGCAGACGGCAUCGCCAGUCGAGGCCAAGUGGCUCUGGUUGCUGGAGACGUCGAUGGGAGGUUUGCUAAAACAAUCAACUCUGCUUCCCCCCAAGUCAGCACCGUUUCGCCCCUCUGGUCGGCUGUCCAGAGGCACUUGCGGUGGCUAUAAACGCCUCUCAAUUGUUCGACUCGCGGGCCUUCUCCUCGUCGUGUACGUCUCCAGUCGGCUGUACCAACGGGCAGCUGUCUCAGAGGUCUCCGUCCAGUCUGUACCCACGGGCAUGUUUAAUGUCAUGGGUAACAAAGGAGCUGUCGGACUGCGUCUCACCGUCUACAACCACUCCCUGUGCUUCGUGAACUGUCACCUAGCUGCCGGGUCGGCGAAUUGUGAACGGCGAAACCAGGACUACGGGGAGAUUUGUCGCAAAAUGAUGUUUGAACGCAACUCCCUCCUUGAGGAGCUGCAGUUCCUUCGAAUCAAUGACCAUGACCAAGUCUUUCUGUUUGGUGAUCUAAAUUAUCGAAUUACGGGGCUGGACGCAUCUGCUACCUUAUCGGCGAUAUCUCGAAACAAUUUCACGUUCCUUCUUGACUACGAUGAACUUUUGGCUCAACGCAAGCUGGGUCGCACGUUGCAGGGGUUCAGCGAAGGCAAAAUCGCAUUCGCACCGACUUACAAAUUCGAACUCCUCACGGAUAAUUAUUUCACCGCUGAUGGUCGUGUUCCGUCUUACUGCGAUAGAAUCCUCUGGAAAGGCAAAUUUGUGGAACAACUCCAGCUCGAUUUUCUAAUGAUGCUUUUCCCCCGGCUAUUGCCUCACUGUUUCUUUUUCAAAUUAUACGACAUAAAGGUGCGUUGCGUGGACCAGCAACUGUUCACAAAGGCCUACGAGGCGGUGAUUCGCAGUCAGGACCUCUUCUACAACAUGCUUUUGCCUCAGGCUAGCCUCACUUCGCAAGAAGUGGAGUUUGGACCGGUGCGCUUCGAGGACAUUCGCCAGCAGUCCAUCGUCCUCACCAAUACCGGCCACUCGGCGCUGGAAUUUAAGUUCACACAGGAGGGCGCUGCGGCAUUCCCGCCUUGGCUUCAUGUCGCGCCCCCUCACGCCAGGGUCGAGAAAGGUGCCUCCUGUGAAAUUACCUUCGAUGUGUACGUUAAUCCGGACUGUGUGGCGAGCUUGCAAAGCGGUCUCUCCCCUCUUUCCUGCAUAAUCGUCCUCACUCUGGUCGGUGGGAAAGACUACUUCAUCUCAAUAUCGGGCCAAUUCAUUCCCACCUGCUUCGGCCUGCCUCUUUCUCUGUUGCUGCGUCUGCCUGACACUCCUGUCGCCUGCAUUCCUUCCGAUGAACUGAAACAAAUGAUUCGGGACUCUCGAGUGGGCAACUGGCGUGAAGGCGAGCCCAGUGUUGUCCCCCAAGAUCACGGCUGCGUAUUCUUCACCGCAAAGGAAGUUUACCGAAUGGCUGACUUUAUUGCUGCGCGGUUUGACGAGCCGGAUCUCUUCCGACAACCUGAACUUCGCUCUGAUAUUCCAGUUAUUCGCGAUACUUUGGAUACAACGACCCAUGAAGUCCCCAUCCCUGAAACUGUGAGUGUACAUUCAGUGGUGUACUGCCUUCUGGUUUUCCUCAGUGCCCUACCGGAGCCAGUCAUUCCCUACGCCUUCCAACAAGCCUGCAUCGCCUCGGUACAGCCAACCAACAAUGCCAACGAUCUUUCCGCCUACCAGGCCAUUUCAAAACUGCCAAUCGACUACCAAAAUAUCUUCUUCUACCUUGUGUCCUUCAUCAGACAGUGUCUCUCUCACGGAGAUAAAAACGGAACAAACGUCAAUAUGCUAGCCUCAACGUUUGCCGACAUAAUCCUCCGCGACCCCCCUUUCAUUUCUUCCCCUUCAAUGGCCCCAGUCAGUCGGAACACUUCCAGGGCCACUAAUCGAAACCAGUUAGGGGCGCUGAAUCGGCAGGAGUUGAAAGUCGCGUUUCUUCAAAUCUUCAUCACCAGUGAUACCGAAGACGUCAUUCGGAGGAUUAACCAGACCGAAUGUGUAGCGUAG